UUCACCUGCAUGGACUUCUUCUUCUUCCUGUGCUGCUCUCAAGUGUUUGCUCGAAACUGGGAAAGUCGCCCAGUCUUCAGUCUGUAGGUUGAACUACACCUGGGGGACGUCAGACGGGGACAAAUCAACCACAGCAAUGCGCUAGCUGUGCGAUAGCUGCUUCCGGAACACAACAACCUUCACACAGAAAAUCAAAAUGAAGACGGGGAGAUAACAUCGACUUUGGAUCAUCGCUUCGUUCUCACAGUUUGAAUGGAUUUUAGCUUUGGACAUAGAUGACCAGACACAGUUUUUAAGGAUAUAAGAGGACGCUGAUCAUUGAAGUUUGGACUGAUCUUCUUCAGCCAAUGGCUACAAUAGAAACCAAAGUUGCCGGCAGCGGCGGCACCGCGGGUCUGUCGUGGGCGCGGGUUUGUAAGGAGUGCGGCCAGCAGCACGAGGGCCUGGACUGCCACCUGUACGAGUACCAGGAUGAGGUGGACGAUGAACUGGUGUGCCACAUCUGCCUGCAGCCCCUCCUCAGACCUAUGGACACCCCCUGUGGACACACAUAUUGCUUUCACUGUCUCAGCAACUUCUUGAAAGAGCAGGACUUCUGCCCCGUGGACCGCCUGCGGCUGCAGCUGCAUCAGUGCCGUCCCUCCAGUCUGCUGGUCAGGAACCUGCUGGACAAGCUGACUGUAACGUGCCCCCACUCUGCAGAGUGUCAGCUGCAGAUGCAGCGCUGCGAGCUGCAGCCUCACCUGCACAACAGAUGUCCUGUUUUUAGAAGACUGAGGGAGGAAGCAGAGAAGAGGAAGAGGCCCUCGUGGAAUGAGCUAAAGGGGCGUAAGGGUGACGGGGAGUCGUCUGGUGAUGCUAAACAUUCAACAACACUGUCCCGAAAUCCCGCCAGAGAUCAGCCUGAACCGGGGCUCAUUAAUCCUGCCUAUGAAGAAAGUGAGGAAGACAACACCCCCCUGCGGUCCAGUCUGGUGGCCGAGGCCAACGUGGUGGAGCUGUUCAGAGAGGAGCCGGAGGAGGAGCUGGGCCUUCGCAUCGUCGGGGGGAAAGACACGCCGCUGGGGAACAUAGUCAUCCAGGAGAUAGUCCGGGACUCGCUAGCGGCUCGUGACGGCAGACUGGCCCCAGGGGACCACAUCUUAGAGGUGAAUGAUGUCAGCCUGGCUUCAGUCCCCCACGCCCGGGCCAUCGGCGUGCUGCGACUGCCGUCCCUCCUCAGGCUCACCGUUAUGCAGGAGAAAGGCUUCAAGACCAGGGAUACACGGUCAGAUCAUCACCCUUCCACCGCCUCCCAGCCCUCUCCCAGUCCCCACGGCAACGCUACCUCCAAUCACAACCCCGGGGCAGUCCUGCAGGUGACGCUAAUGAAAAGCCAACGGUCCGAACCGCUCGGCAUCAAACUCAUCCGCAAAUCGGACGAGAGCGGGGUUUUCAUCCUGGACCUGCUGUCAGGCGGUUUGGCAGCCAAAGAUGGAAAACUGAGGAACAAUGACAAGGUGUUGGCCAUCAACGGACAUGACCUGAGGCACGGUACACCUGAGAGCGCUGCCCAGAUCAUACAGGCGAGUGAAGUGCGUGUGAACUUUGUGGUGAUGAGACCGGCAGAGACUCAGGAGGAGGGAGGAAGCAGCAGAGAGGGACAACACGGCCGAGCAGCCAGAAGGGCGCCGGAGCAGCAGUACUUUAGGCGCCAGUCCACCUACAUGAAGGAUCCUCCAGGAGGGUUUUCUAGCCAGGAGAAGACUGUGAGCAUGAAGAAGGAGCCUCGACUCUCACUGGGCAUCACGAUCGCCGGGGGGAGGGACUGUCGCAGCCGUCUGCCCGUUUACAUCACGAGUGUGCAGCCUGUCGGCUGUCUUCACCGAGAUGGCACCAUCAAAAGAGGCGACGUUCUGCUGAGCAUCAACAGUGUCGAUCUGACCCAGUUGACCUACAACGAGGCCGUCUCUGUGCUGAAGGCUCAGACAGCUCAGUCCCAGGUGGCGCUGCGGGUCAUCCAGACCCUCUCCGAGGACUCAGACGAGGACACCGAAGCCGCUAACAAGGACGAACUGGACGCUGUGGACGACCCACGAGACGACGCCCUUAACUGGACGCCGCUGUGGACUCGCUGGCUGGGAUUACCAAGUCCCAUGCACUGGUGCCGGGACAUCGUCCUGCAGAAGACCAACAACGAGAGCUGGGGCUUCAGUAUCGUCGGCGGCUACGAGGAGAGCCACGGCCAGCAGCCUUUCUUCAUCAAAACCAUCGUGCCUGGUACACCUGCUCACUUUGACGGACGCCUCAAGUGCGGUGAUGAGAUCGUGGCAGUUAACGGAGCCACAACAGUGGGAAUGAACAACUCCUCUCUCAUCCCCAUGCUCAAGCUGCAGAAGAAUAAAGUCACUCUGACGGUGGUGUCCUGGCCUGGGAGUCUGGUGUAGCAAAACACACCCGCACAUUCACUCUCUCUUCUUUCUGGCACCCUCUUUAAUUGAUCUUCGCCCUGUUCGGCUGCAUUCUUGACUGGGCCACUCACCGACCCUUCCACAUGUAACUAGGUUACCUUGUUCAAUCAAACACAAAAGAUGUGUCCUAAAGAAACAAUGUGUACAAAGUGAAUGACUUUCCAGAGCGUGGUCUCAGCGGGGACGUGCUUGUUUCAAAGAUUAUUGCACAAAAUGGUUUAACCCGCAUACAAAAAUGAUGACAAUCACUGAAUUAUAUCCUAAAGACAAACUGGAAGGAUGCUUGUUUUUUUUUUGGAACACAUUUUUUUUGUUUGCUUUCCUGUUAAAUAAUGUUAUCAUUUGUGUGAUUCACAUAAACAGCAUCCAAAGAUGAAAUGUAGCGCUUACGGUAUAUUUAGACGGUUGUGAUGAAAAACUAUACAUUACUACAUAUAACUAAACGGUUGAUGACUGUAGAGACUCAUGCCAAAGACAGAAAAAUCAUCCUGUCCUGUAGCUUUUUUUACCACUAGUGUGAUUUUAUCAAUUUUAUUUACACUUUUAAAACAGAAUGAUGAAGCCGUGACGGAAAAUCAAGUAAAUUGAGGAUAAAAUCAACAGCUGCAGCUACAAAAAGAGACUUUGGUUUUAACAAAAAAGCCAAAGACCCACAGUAACCUUCGGUUUGACACAUGUGCAGUGUAAAAAGGGGGCUUAUAAGGAGUCAGCAUACUGUGAGCUGGUCUAUAGGAGCAAAUAAUUCUGUGAUGAAUGUUUGGUUUUAAUCAAAAGUGUUGUUAAUCUAUAAACAAGACAUUCAGCAGACAUGUCCACUGAUCAGUUCUUUGUAUUUAUUUAGAAAUCAUAUAAUACUGAAUGAGUUUGAUAAGCGGGUGCCUUGUAGACAUUGAAGGACAAACUAUAUACUUGCCUUAAAUUUCCACCAACAUGUGUUCCCCCUCAUUAUUCACUCUCAUUAUAAACAGUUUAUAGGAAUUUCAAAGGCCUUGUUCAGAUAGAUUUGUGUUACAUCGUAUUUUUUUGUGUCAACACAUUCCCAGUGGCCUUUUCUUGUGUCUUCAUUGAGACAAGACUUAUUGAAUAAUUGAGAAUAUCAUUUCAGAAUUAGUUUUUGAGUCAGAGUGGCUGUGAUUAUAAACAGUAUAUACAGUAGGUAAUAUGUGUAUUAAUCAUUAUGUUCAAUAAAAUCAUAAGAAAUCAU
Molecule: messenger RNA, 3654 nt
Organism: Sebastes umbrosus (honeycomb rockfish)
Lineage: Eukaryota; Metazoa; Chordata; Actinopteri; Perciformes; Sebastidae
Gene: lnx2b
Product: ligand of numb-protein X 2b
Exons: 11
Coding region: 348-2426 (692 amino acids)
Molecular function (GO): ubiquitin-protein transferase activity; protein binding
Source: RefSeq, a predicted model, not a curated record